Cariama cristata (Red-legged seriema) is the source of this 1164-nucleotide messenger RNA. RefSeq names its product chromosome unknown open reading frame, human C7orf26 (gene INTS15). Lineage: Eukaryota; Metazoa; Chordata; Aves; Cariamiformes; Cariamidae. The annotation marks the transcript as partial. The record is from RefSeq and is a predicted model, not a curated record. The transcript is spliced from 5 exons.
AGAUUGAAUUCACUUCAGGAACUUCAGCUCCUUGAGAUCAUGUGCAAUUAUUUCCAAGAGCAAACCAAGGAUUCAGUCCGGCAGAUCAUUUUCUCAUCUCUAUUCAGCCCUCAAGGAAACAAAGCAGAUGACAGCAGGAUGGCUUUACUAGGAAAACUGGUUUCCAUGGCAGUGGCUGUGUGCAGGGUUCCUGUUCUGGAGUGUGCUGCCUUCUGGCUGCAGCGAACCCCUGCUGUGUACUGCGUGAGGCUAGCCCGAGCCUUGGUCGAUGACUACUGCAACUUGGUGCCAGGGUCCAUCCAGACGCUGAAGCAGAUAUUCAGUGCCAGUCCUCGCUUUUGCUGCCAGUUCAUUACAUCCGUCACAGCUCUGUACGACCUCUCUUCAGAUGACCUCAUCCCUCCUUCGGAUCUGCUCGAGUUGAUUGUUUCCUGGAUCUUUGAGGACCCCCGCUUGAUCCUCAUCACCUUUCUAAACACUCCUAUUGCAGCCAACCUGCCAAUAGGGUUUUUAGAGCUCACCCCGCUGACGGGACUGAUCCGUUGGUGUGUGAAGGCCCCCUUGGCUUAUAAAAGGAAGAAGAAAGCCUCUCUCUCAAAUGGACAUCCUCCCAGCAAAAUUGCCAAGGACUCGACUUCAGGAGAAGACAGAGAUUGCCACCAGCUGUAGUCAAAACUGCAUCUAAGUGUCCUGCAGGUUCUUACGAUGCUCCAGGGGCAUUUAACGGAGAAGAACCUUUAUGGGCGCCUGGGGCUAAUACCCUUUGACCACGUGGUUCCGCUCGUUGAGGAAAUUAACAGACUAUCUGACGAACUCAAUCCUCUUAAUGCAUCCAAAGAGAUCGAACUGGCUCUAGACAGACUGGCACAGGCUUUGCAAGUGGCCAUGGCAUCGGGAGCACUCCUGUGCACUAGAGAUGACUUGAGAACUGUGUGCUCCAGGCUACCGCAUAACAACCUGCUCCAGCUGGUGAUUUCAGGUCCAGUACAGCAACCGACCCAUGGCGCUCUGCCACCAGGAUUUUAUCCUCAUAUCCAUACUCCUCCUCUGGGCUACCCCGCGCAUGCCGCACACCCUGCGCUCCCGGCUCACCCGGCGCUCCCGGCUCACCCCGUACAAACAUUUAUACCAGGAAUGACAUUCCCAUACCGACCUAUUCGCUAA